This is a messenger RNA of Cryptotermes secundus, 4263 nucleotides long. It is a transcript of the gene IleRS, whose product is annotated as isoleucine--tRNA ligase, cytoplasmic. Gene Ontology annotation, biological process: isoleucyl-tRNA aminoacylation. The transcript has a single exon. NCBI's taxonomy places the organism in Eukaryota, Metazoa, Arthropoda, Insecta, Blattodea, Kalotermitidae. Gene Ontology annotation, molecular function: isoleucine-tRNA ligase activity; tRNA binding; aminoacyl-tRNA deacylase activity. The record is from RefSeq and is a predicted model, not a curated record. The coding region runs from base 338 to 4150 and encodes 1270 amino acids.
GUUGGCAGUGGUUGGUAGUAUAAUUAAAAUAAAUAAAUAUGAAUGCAAGCGAAUGCUACACUUAUUCAUAGUUUCGAAUUAAUAACUUAAUAUAUCUGCAUUAUGUUUAUUGAAUAAUAUAAGGUACAGACUAUAUAGUGUUUUAUAGAUAUAUGUUUUGUCGCCAACCACAUGUUGGGAGAUAAUAGAUAAUUGAAGUGUGCCGUGUGGGACCGUUGCCUAUGUUACGUAUGAGCAAUGGUGAGUGCGUGAGGUUAACGUAUGUGUCUGUUACUGUACGAGAAAUGAAUUUUGUGUACAUGUUCUGUUUAUCAUAUUUAUAAUAAAAUAAGUAGCAAUGGUACAGCCGGUGCCGGAAACAAUUGAUUUUCCUAAAGAGGAGGAGAAAAUAAUUGAGCUGUGGAAGCAGUUGGACGUGUUUAAAACGUGCUUGAAACAGUCGAAGGGAAAGCCAAGAUACUCCUUCUAUGACGGACCACCCUUUGCAACUGGACUUCCUCAUUAUGGUCAUAUACUGGCAGGUACAAUUAAGGACAUUGUUACUAGAUAUGCUCAUCAACGAGGUUACCACGUAGAGCGUAGGUUUGGUUGGGAUUGCCAUGGUUUGCCUGUAGAGUAUGAAAUUGACAAAACCUUGGGGAUUAAAGGACCAGAAGAUGUUUCAAAGAUGGGAAUUGACAAGUAUAAUGAUGAAUGCCGCAAGAUUGUAAUGAGAUAUGCAUCAGAAUGGGAAAUCAUUGUUGGUCGUCUUGGCAGGUGGAUAGAUUUUAAAAAUGACUACAAAACUUUGUACCCGUGGUUUAUGGAGUCAAUCUGGUGGGUGUUUAAGGAGCUUUUUGUGAAAGGAAUGGUGUAUCGUGGAGUUAAAGUAAUGCCAUAUUCUACUGCUUGCAACACACCUUUGUCCAACUUUGAAUCUGGUCAAAACUACAAAGACGUUGUUGAUCCCGCUGUUAUUGUAAGUUUUCCUCUUGUUGGGGAAGAGAAUGUGCUACUUUUGGCAUGGACGACAACACCAUGGACCCUGCCUAGUAAUCUGUCACUUUGUGUGAAUCCAAAUCUGAAGUAUGUCAAGGUGAGAGAUCACACUUCUGGAAAAGUGUACAUUUUGAUGGAGAGUCGAUUAGAAGCGCUUUAUAAAAAGGAAGAUCAGUAUACUGUUUUGGCAAAAUUCGAAGGGAGCAUUCUGAAAGGAAAGAGAUACAAACCUCUUUUCCCAUAUUUUUUACAUAUGGAAAAGAAAGGAGCAUUCCAAGUUCUCACAGAUGGUUAUGUAAGUGAGGAGUCAGGAACUGGAAUUGUACAUCAAGCUCCAUAUUUUGGUGAAGAAGAUUAUCGUGUAUGCUUGGCAGCAGGAAUAAUCACACGUGAUCAAGACAUGAUUUGUCCAGUGGAUGCUAGUGGGUGUUUUACAGCACCAGUUACUGAUUUCAUAGGCCAGUAUGUUAAAGAUGCUGAUAAAAACAUCAUAAAGUGGCUGAAGGCAGCAGAUCGACUAGUAAACUGUUCAACAGUCAAGCAUAGCUAUCCAUUUUGUUGGCGUUCAGAGACACCACUGAUCUAUAAGGCUGUUCCAUCUUGGUUUGUUAGAGUUGAACAGAUGAGCAAAGACCUUCUUAAGUCUAGUCAAAGAACUUACUGGGUCCCUGAUUUUGUUAAAGAGAAAAGAUUUGGUAAUUGGCUCCGUGAAGCUCGAGAUUGGGCAGUCAGUCGUAACAGAUACUGGGGUACACCAAUUCCAUUAUGGAUAUCACCUGACAGUGAAGAGAUAGUGUGUGUUGGUAGCAUUGCAGAGUUGCAAGAGUUGACUGGUGUAAAAGUUACUGACCUACAUAGAGAAAAUAUUGACCACCUGACUAUUCCAUCAAGGCGACCAGGCCAACCCCCAUUAAAGAGAGUAUCUGAAGUGUUUGAUUGCUGGUUUGAAUCUGGUUCUAUGCCUUAUGCUCAGAUGCAUUAUCCAUUUGAACACACAAAGGAAUUUGAAGACUGUUUUCCAGCUGACUUCAUUGCUGAAGGUAUUGAUCAGACCAGAGGAUGGUUUUACACUCUACUGGUUAUUUCAACAGCACUUUUCAACAAGCCUCCUUUCAAGAACCUGAUUGCAAAUGGUCUGGUACUUGCAUCAGACGGCCAGAAAAUGUCUAAACGGAAGAAAAAUUAUCCUGAUCCAAUGGAAGUAGUGAACAAGUUUGGUGCAGAUGCCUUACGACUUUAUCUUAUCAAUUCUCCAGUUGUUCGUGCAGAGAACUUGCGCUUCAAAGAGGAGGGUGUCCGAGAAGUCCUGAAAGAUGUUUUCCUCCCAUGGUACAAUGCAUAUCGCUUUCUGGUUCAAAAUUUGGACAGAUUAAGGAGGGAGGAUGAAGUUUCCAAAUUUGAAUUUGUUGAUGAUGUUCCACGAGAUGAAUUGUCUCAGAAUUUGAUGGACUGCUGGAUUCUUUCCUUUACCCAGUCAUUGCUUCAGUUUAUGAAAGAAGAGAUGGCAGCGUAUCGACUAUACACGGUGGUCCCACGUCUUAUCAAGUUCAUUGACAAUCUUACUAACUGGUAUGUACGCAUGAACAGAAAAAGACUGAAGGGAGAGAGUGGUGUCUGGGAUUGCUAUCAUGCCUUGCACACACUCUAUCAUGUCUUGUAUUCGAUGGUACGUGUCAUGGCUCCUUUCACACCAUUUCUCACAGAGCACAUGUACCGCAAUUUGCGUCACUUUCUGAAAGCUGAUGCCAUAAUGGACAGUGUGCAUUACCUUAUGUUACCUGAACCCAGAAGUGAUCUGAUCAAUAAGGAUAUAGAGCGAGCAGUAUCAUGCAUGCAAACUGUUAUUGAUCUUGGGAGGGUGAUAAGGGAUCGGAAGACGAUACCUGUGAAAUAUCCUUUGCCUGAAGUUGUUGUUAUUCACCAGGAUGAGCAGUAUUUGCAGGAUAUCAUAUCUUUUGAGCACUAUAUUUUAGAGGAAUUGAAUGUCCGACAUUUGACCAUCACAACUGACAAGAAGAAAUAUGGUGUAACUCUUCGAGCUGAACCUGACCAUAAGACUUUGGGAGCUCGACUGAAGGGUGCCUUUAAACCAGUAAUGCAGGCAAUUAAGGAGUUGACUGAUUCAGAGCUGCAACAGUUCUUAUCUGGUAGGAACUUGACACUUUUUGGACAUAACAUUGAGCCAGCAGAUGUCCAUAUUAAAUUUAGCUUCAGUGGGGACACUGAUGAUGAAUUAUCACAGAAAUAUGAGGCACAUGCUGACAAUGAUUUGUUGGUACUACUGGCAACAACAGCUGAUGAGGCACUGCAAGAUGAGGGUAUAGCCCGUGAGGUCAUAAAUCGCAUUCAGAAGCUGCGGAAGAAAGCACAUCUGGUACCAUCAGACCCAGUGACAGUCUAUUUUAGUGUGAGUCCACCAGACAGCCAGUUGCAUCGCAUUACUGUCUCACAUGCUCAUUUCAUAGAAAGUACACUAAAAGCUCCACUGCGCCCAAUGGCAGAACUGCAAGAAAAUGCUCGUUUGUCCCAGUUGAUAGAAGAAACUCAGCAACUUAAGGGUUCUUUGUUAAAAUUGGUAAUAACCUAUGGUUUUUGCGAAGGCUGGUGCUCAGGUGCAAAUACAAAAGAAGUAACUGCAUCUCAAUCCUUUACUGCUGAGCCCUACUGCAGAUAUGUCAAUGUUCAGCUGUGUGGUUUACAGCCUAGAUUUGGAAUGAAUAUGUGUGGCAUGAUUUUGCUAGAGAAUCCAUUUCAAGAAAACCAGAUCUCAGUUCAACAGCUGAGAGAAGAAAUUGAAAUACUGUUUGGUUUGUGUGGCCAAGAUUUUUACUUUUCCAUUUCAAAUAAUGAACCAGCACCAACCAUUAUGCAAGAUCUCAAUCACUUACAUAAACAGACCCUUCAUGUAUACCGUAAAGAUCAGAGAGAGCAUGAAAAUUCAAAACCACGCCUGAAUCAUAGCAACAGCCCAUUCUGCAAGUUCAUCAAUGUGGAAUGUAAUGGCAAGAAAGGAACAGUAAUGCUUGAGAACCCGUGUGGAAAUGUUUCAGAGACAGAUCCAGGGCAGCUAAUGAAGCAGAUUAGUUACAUAUUUGGAAUAGAUGCAGCCAAGCUGAAAUGUACAUCAGAUACGAGAGGAAAAUGUGAAUACAUGGUAGUAGAAGUAAAGUAAAUGUAGCAGGAAACAGGUGACAUUCAGAUGAGGUCAUAUUCUGUUGUAUUUGAUUGUCCAUUAUUUUGUUUUAAGUCUAUAAUUUAUGUAAAAAAUAAAAGAUGAGAAACACA